Molecule: messenger RNA, 690 nt
Organism: Meloidogyne enterolobii
Lineage: Eukaryota; Metazoa; Nematoda; Chromadorea; Rhabditida; Meloidogynidae
Source: the annotation of a GenBank genome assembly
AUGAGAAUUCUUGUUGGAGUUAAACGAGUAAUUGAUUUUGCUGUGAAAGUUCGUGUAAAAAAAGAUGGAACUGGAGUUGUAAAGGAUGGGGUUAAUCACUCAAUGAAUCCUUUUUGUGAAAUCGCUUUGGAGGAAGCGGUCCAAAUAAAAGAACGAAAGGAAAAGGCUGGAAAAGGACCUGUAGAAGAAACUCUAAGAACAGCACUUGCCAAAGGUGCUGAUAAAGCAAUUCAUUUGGAGGUGGACACUGCUUUUGAGGAAAAACUUGAACCAAUUCAUGUUGCCCGUGCAAUUAGCAAAUUGGUAGAAACUGAUAAAUAUGAUAUGAUAAUUCUUGGAAAACAAGCUAUUGAUGAUGAUGCUAACCAAACUGUAGAGGAAGAAGAUGGUGGGACUCAUUUAAAAGUAACACGUGAAAUCGAUGGAGGUUUGGAUAUUGUACGGGUUAAAUUACCAGCUUUGGUCACAGCUGAUUUACGUCUUAAUACACCUCGUUAUUCAACUCUACCAAAUAUAAUGAAAGCUAAAAAGAAGCCUCUAGAAAAGAAAGCACUUAAAGAUUUGGGAAUUGAUUUGUCUUUACAAACAGAAAUUUUGGAGGUAACAGAGCCACCAGCUCGUCAAGCAGGAGGGUUUGUUGAUGAUGUCCCUUCACUUGUGAAAAGUCUUAGGGAGAAGGGAGUUAUUUAA